UUUGUCGUUUCCCCUCUCUUCCUCUCUUUCUCCACUCUCGCAUUUCUAAUUCUCACCUUUGCCCUCACGUACACGCCGUAAUCGUCGACUUCUUCCCCAUCCUCCCCGUCCUCCUUAUUCCGGUGGAAUAUCCUAGCAUCUGAUUUCUUUGCUGAACCAAGCAUCUUCUGGGUUUUGUUUGCUUGUAUUUCAGGCCAUCUUACUCACAAACUUCUCUAAAUUGAUUUAUUUAAUUGAUCCAAUAAUGAAUUUUCUCUUCUUGUGAUGGCAAUUUCUUGGCUGCCUUUGAAUUGAGUUUCCUGAUGUUAAAGUCACUUGUUGUUGUUUAUUUUUUGUGGGUUUCUUGUUGUUAAGUUCAAUUCAUAGAUUGCUGUUUGUUAUUGUUGGCUUGUUGUAUUGAACGGAUAGCCUUCAACCUAGUUUUUAAAACCAAUGAUUCUUCUGGAUUUUACCUUGUUCAAUACAAUCAACAGUUUUUUAUAUAUAUUUAUAUUUUUUGUUUCUGUCCCUUGGUAAAAGUUCACCUUGUGUGAAUCUUUGCAUUGCUUUUCAUCUGAUAUUGUUGUCGUUAAGUAUUUUAGUUUCCGAGGUUAAUUUGUUCUACUGUUUCUUCAGGUUGAUUACCUAAUGCAUUGAACCCAGAAAUUAUUGAUCUUAUAUUAGUGUACAGUAAAAAGAGACUAAUCUUUGGAUCAAUUUAGGCCUCAAAUUUUCAAGGAUGAGUGUCAGCAUAAUUCUUAAAUUUGGUUGUCUCAGAAAGUUAUGAAUAUUAUAAGCCAUUCUCGCGCCUAAUUUAUUUAAGAACACUUAGGAUGAAGUUCAGCAUUUGCUGUUCAAAUAGAAACCAAAGGCCUUCGAGAAUGAUUCAAUUUAUAAGUUUGGAUAAUUCCUAAAACCUCCCGAUGACCUCACAUAUAGAAAAAUAUAAAUAUAAAGGAACCGUAGUUCACUAGUGCUGCAAUGUCUUUACACAUUUUUCUUGAAGUAAGACUAUACCAAGCCUCAAAAUUUAUUAAAAGAACCUAGGUUAGGUUUCUUUCACUCCUAAUUAUUAGUCAUGGAGUACUAACUGUGAUCAAUCUUUUCUCUCUAUGUGGGUGGCAUGAAUUUCCAAAGAAAUUAGACGAUAUCAGCUCUUGCUCGAGAACAAUAGAAUUUUCAAAUCUGUUGAAGGUCCAAAUUGAAUGCUGAGGAAAUUAACCUAACAGAUCGAGUUGCUGAGAGUUUUCGCUGCAAAGUCAAUUUUUGGGGAAUUAAUUCACUCAAAUUGGCAAGUAUAUCCACUGCUUCAUCAGAAAAUUUUCCAUGGCGGCUUCAUAUGGUCAAAUAUCAGAAACAGUAAGUUCCAUGGAGAUCCCUUUGCCAGUUGAUAAGUUAGCGUUGGAUCUGGUUGGCCAUGACUCCUCCUCUGGCCCUUCAAUCAAGCCUAAAAUGCUUGUGGUUCUUGUAGCUACUGGAAGCUUCAAUCCUCCCACUUAUAUGCAUUUACGUAUGUUUGAGCUGGCAAGGGAUGCACUGAAAGUAGAGGGCCUUUGUGUUAUUGGAGGUUAUAUGUCUCCAGUUAAUGAUGCAUAUAAGAAAAAGGGUCUCAUUUCUUCUGAACAUCGAAUUAAGCUUUGCAAUCUAGCAUGCCAAAGUUCAGAAUACGUCAUGGUCGAUCCAUGGGAGGCCAGUCAAAACACCUAUCAACGCACGUUAACUGUUCUGUCUCGAGUCAAGACUUCGCUGUGCGACCAUGGAUUGCUACCCAAAGAAUCCCUGAAGGUGAUGCUUGUUUGUGGUUCUGAUUUGCUUCAAUCUUUUGCAACACCUGGAGUCUGGAUACGCGAUCAAGUUAAAAUCUUAUGUCGAGAUUUCGGUCUCGUUUGCAUUCGAAGAGAAGGACAAGAUGUUGAGAAAAUCAUAUUGGAUGAUGGAAUUCUAAACGAGAACAGAAACAAUAUCAAAAUUGUAGAUCAAAUUGUACCCAACCAAAUAAGUUCCACCAGAAUAAGGGAUUGCAUUUCAAGAGGGCUGUCAAUCAAAUAUCUUACGGCAGAUGAAGUUAUUGAGUAUAUAAGAGAGCAACAUUUGUAUCUGAAUCCUUGAUGUUAUGUUUUUUGUUCUUUUUUGAUAAUCACCUCAUUUUAGAGAUGCAAAGGAGUAUCUUAAUAAGUCAAUUGUAAACCCCAAGAAAUCCAACGUUAUUAUUCCUAUUUCUUUUAAAAAUACACCAACUUAUAGUUGUAAUUAUUGUAUGUAUUGCAUUACCACAGAAUAAAUAAACUAAAGUUUUUCUUUUAA
This is a messenger RNA of Cucumis sativus (cucumber), 2283 nucleotides long. RefSeq names its product nicotinamide/nicotinic acid mononucleotide adenylyltransferase. The record is from RefSeq and is a predicted model, not a curated record. Gene Ontology annotation, molecular function: nicotinate-nucleotide adenylyltransferase activity; nicotinamide-nucleotide adenylyltransferase activity. Gene Ontology annotation, biological process: NAD+ biosynthetic process. The transcript has 10 exons. Bases 1306 to 2088 code for a protein of 260 amino acids. NCBI's taxonomy places the organism in Eukaryota, Viridiplantae, Streptophyta, Magnoliopsida, Cucurbitales, Cucurbitaceae.